CCCACAAAAUGGAAAUACGAUUGCAACAAUGUUUUGACACACGGCUUUGACGCGCGUCUGUUCUUGGUCAAACGUGACUACGCGCAUCCAGCCUGAGCGGAAGGACGGAGACAUGUCGCGCGAGUAGCCCGUCCGGUGUCCCCCGGUGUCUCUUCGGCGGUGAAGCUGUUCGUUCCUCGACAGAUGGAGGAGGGCAGCCUGGUCUCCUGCCGAGAGGACAUCUCCUCGCUGUUUGCAGAGCAAACGCCGUGUGCCAAAUACAAAGAUUUAAGCGGGCAGUUUUCCACCGUCAGACAAGUGCGCGGAGAUGGAAACUGCUUCUACAGAGCGCUGUGCUUCGCCCACUUGGAGUCGGUGCUGCACAACGCCAGGGCUUUGCAGAGGUUUAAGGAGAAGAUUGUUCGCACCUACGAGGACUUGUCUUCUGCGGGAUUUGACGAGACGUCCUUCAAGCAUCACCUGAACACAGUCGUGGACGUGGUGGAGCAGUGCCAGGCCGACGAGCAGGAGGACACGCUGCUCCGGCUGUUCAAUGAGCAGACGACGUCCGACAGCGUGGUGCAGUAUCUCCGGCUGCUCACCUCGGCGCACCUGCAAAACCAGGCAGAGUUCUUCUGCAACUUUGUGGAGGCCCCCAAUCUGCUGGUCUACUGUCAGCAAGAGGUGGAGACCAUGGCGAUGGAGUGCGAUCACGUGGACAUCCUCGCGCUGUCCCAGGCCCUGGACAUUUGCAUCCACAUCGUUUCCAUGGAGGGCGACGAACCGCAGGUGGCUCACCACGUCAUUCCAGAAGGUGCUGAACCCUCCCUGCACCUCCUCUACCAAACGUCACAUUAUAACAUUCUCUACGCGCGACCUCAACACUGACCGGAGACCCACGAGGACUCGGCUCAACUCAGGAAAAGUGACUUUGAUGGAAUGAGAAUCCCCAUUGGGCUUUGAGACACUUAAGAGAUUUAUAUAAAGUCUUGCAAUAUACAGCGAGUCAACACUUGCAAUAACAUUUUGGGUUUUUGCACAUUGUGCAAUAAGUAUUUCAUCAAAUUGAAACAAAUUCAUGAAAACCAUUUACAUGAAAUCAACAUUUCACACAAACCCCGUCAAAAGGUGGCUUCUCUAAACACACAUUCCACAAACAUGUCACUGCUGCUCCUUUUUCCGCUGCUGCGCGCCACCUUUCUUCAACUUCCGCUUGGUCUCCUGGCUCGAGAGACUGGAGAGGGCGUUUCCCCUCCCAGCCACAGGCAUGUGGGGAAUGGAGAGCCUUCCCAUUUGAGUGGGGUACUUGGACUUAUUCAGAUUCCUGAAUACCGGCUGGGAGAUCAGAUGCUUCAGAUGCUUUUUCAUCCCUUUCACCACCCUCUGCUGCUCUCUGUCACCGUCGUCGUCGUUUCCUCUGCCUGUGGGCAUGGAUGGUAUAUUCAGAUGUCUGUAUUGGAACCGUUUUAAAUAAAGUGAACCUGGUGCAGAA
Pungitius pungitius (ninespine stickleback) is the source of this 1471-nucleotide messenger RNA. Its product is annotated as ubiquitin thioesterase OTUB2-like. Gene Ontology annotation, cellular component: nucleus. The coding region runs from base 184 to 867 and encodes 227 amino acids. Gene Ontology annotation, molecular function: cysteine-type deubiquitinase activity; ubiquitin binding. Gene Ontology annotation, biological process: protein K48-linked deubiquitination. The record is from RefSeq and is a predicted model, not a curated record. The transcript has 5 exons. NCBI's taxonomy places the organism in Eukaryota, Metazoa, Chordata, Actinopteri, Perciformes, Gasterosteidae.